AGUGGGGAGAGGGAAGGUGCUGGCGGGAUGGGGCUGGCUGGCUACGUGGCUCACUGGUUGGGUGUGUGGCCCCGGCUGAGUAGGGAUGCGUAAUGGGUGGCACAUGGCAGGAGGGGCUGAGGAGCUGGGCUGGGGGAUCGGGGGGGGAGGAGUAGAUAAAGGGUUGCUGGCCUCUUGCUGGGGCAGGUUUCUACUUGACAUACAUACACGACUUCUCCAUCAAUCGACUACACCACUUCAAAGCACAGCUGAAAGCUACUACUACCACUUCACCAACACACCACACCCAACCCACACCCACCACAAUGCCUGGCUCCGUCUCCUCCAUCGUCAAGCCCAAGCCGAUCAAGACCUCGUGCGGCGAGAGCUGCGACUGCUGCGGCUGCGACGAGAGCUGCUGGUGCGUCGUCAUGUAAACCGCCCCACGCCCAAACCUACCACCAACAAACACAUCACAUCGACCCGAGUCCCACUUUUUCUUUCUCCGACAACGACAUCGACAUCAACAUCGGCCUUGAGAUGGAGUUUUCAUGAAGGGAUUGGGGGAUGGGGGAGAUACCGGGGUUGAGCUUGCUUGAACUUUAUAUGAAGGGGCGGCGAUGCGGAUAUCCAAGUCAGAACUGAUCAAUUGAACCGAUUUUGAUCAGUGUGUGUGCUGCGUGCUUUGGUGAUGAGUUUUGUGAUCAUCGUUUUCGUUAAGGUGUAGUUCUUUCAGGGCUUCAAAGAAAUUGAAUCGAAUCGACUUAAACUUGGUGCCUUGUUGAUGA
Messenger RNA from Mytilinidion resinicola, 767 nucleotides. RefSeq lists its product as uncharacterized. The record is from RefSeq and is a predicted model, not a curated record. The coding region runs from base 86 to 568 and encodes 160 amino acids. The transcript is spliced from 2 exons. NCBI's taxonomy places the organism in Eukaryota, Fungi, Ascomycota, Dothideomycetes, Mytilinidiales, Mytilinidiaceae.